Lathyrus oleraceus (garden pea) is the source of this 1793-nucleotide messenger RNA. Its product is annotated as UDP-glucuronic acid decarboxylase 2. Gene Ontology annotation, molecular function: UDP-glucuronate decarboxylase activity; NAD+ binding. The transcript is spliced from 7 exons. Gene Ontology annotation, biological process: D-xylose metabolic process. The record is from RefSeq and is a predicted model, not a curated record. Lineage: Eukaryota; Viridiplantae; Streptophyta; Magnoliopsida; Fabales; Fabaceae. Bases 176 to 1480 code for a protein of 434 amino acids. Gene Ontology annotation, cellular component: cytoplasm.
AUCAUCGAACUUUCACUUGACAACACUUGAACCACUUCUCAAUUCAUCACCACCGUGCCGGAGACCGAGUUCCGGCGACAUCUCAACUCGGAACUCACUCCAUUUUUGUUAGUUCUCAAACGAAUUCUCUCAUUUUUCUUCUUCCUUGCUCAGAUUGGAAGAAGAAAAACUGAAAAUGAGUUCAGAAUUGACUUUCAGAGGACACGAGACACAGCAAGUGAACGACGAGUAUUCGCCGAAGCCAAACAAACCAUGGCUCUCCGAAAUUCGUCCGAUUCGCUACAUGCUUCGUGAACAGCGACUCGUUUUCGUGUUGAUUGGAAUCGUCAUAGCCACCUUAUUCUUCACACUUGCACCAUCCUCCUCUUCAACCUCAUCCUCCUCAUCCUCAUUUCCAACCGUCCGUUACGAGCCGCAUCCGAUCUCGUACUUCGAGCACGAAUCCAAACCCACGCCGUACCAGCAACGGUCUGCGGUGGUUCAUUCCUUCGGGAAAGUUCCUUUAGGGCUUAAGAGAAAGGGGCUUCGAAUCGUGGUGACCGGAGGUGCCGGUUUCGUUGGGUCCCACCUAGUGGAUCGGUUGAUUGAGAGAGGUGAUAGCGUGAUUGUUGUUGAUAAUUUCUUCACCGGAAGAAAAGAGAACGUUAUGCAUCAUUUUCGAAACCCUCGAUUUGAGCUUAUACGUCACGACGUCGUUGAGCCACUUUUGCUUGAAGUUGAUCAGAUCUAUCAUCUUGCUUGUCCUGCUUCACCGGUUCAUUACAAGUUCAACCCCGUUAAGACUAUUAAGACGAAUGUGGUGGGAACAUUGAACAUGCUUGGAUUGGCUAAGAGAAUUGGAGCUAGAUUCUUGCUUACAAGUACCAGUGAGGUUUAUGGUGAUCCUCUGCAGCAUCCUCAGAAGGAGACUUACUGGGGAAACGUUAAUCCCAUCGGUGUCCGAAGUUGCUACGAUGAGGGAAAGCGUACGGCUGAGACAUUGACUAUGGAUUAUCACCGAGGGGCUGAAGUGGAGGUUAGAAUUGCUAGGAUCUUUAACACAUACGGACCCAGAAUGUGCCUAGAUGAUGGACGUGUUGUUAGUAACUUUGUUGCUCAGGCAUUGAGGAAGGAGCCUUUGACAGUUUAUGGGGAUGGGAAGCAAACAAGGAGUUUCCAGUAUGUCUCUGACUUGGUGGAGGGUCUAAUGCGCCUUAUGGAAGGAGAACAUGUAGGACCUUUCAACCUUGGAAAUCCUGGUGAAUUUACCAUGCUUGAACUUGCCAAGGUGGUCCAAGAAACAAUUGACCCAGAGGCCAAGAUAGAAUACAGGCCCAAUACAGAGGAUGACCCACACAAGAGAAAGCCUGAUAUAACUAAGGCCAAGGAGCAACUUGGCUGGGAACCCAAGGUGGACCUGCAUACGGGCCUCCCACUCAUGGUUUCUGACUUCCGGCAACGUAUUUUUGGGGACCAUAAGGAGGGUGGAACAGUGGCCUAAUUCUUGAUGGUGGUAUGUUUAUGUCAUGUGUACCUUAGAGAGUGAGAGGGAAAAUAUUAGUCUGAGGAUAACAACACUAGGGUGUUGUUUCCCAUUAGUGACAGCAGCAUAUGAGCUCUUCUUGAGUGUCCCUUUUGUUGUUCCUUCUCCAGCAUAUUUUCUAUCUUUCAAGAAUUUAUUGAUAGCCAUAGCCAGCCAUGAUUUCAUUUAUCAAUUUCCUGCCAUCUAUAUGGUUCUAUUUCUAUUUUUUUUUGAUGUUAUUGGUAUGUACAAGUGACUACAGUUAUAGUUAUUACAACAUUUUACCUUGUUA